Molecule: messenger RNA, 452 nt
Organism: Rhizophagus irregularis DAOM 181602=DAOM 197198
Lineage: Eukaryota; Fungi; Glomeromycota; Glomeromycetes; Glomerales; Glomeraceae
Source: RefSeq, a predicted model, not a curated record
UUUUUUUAAAAAAAAAUUAUUUUUGAAUUAAAAAUGCAAAUAAAGAAAAAAAAAAUAAAUAUACAGUACAACAAAAAUAAAAAAAUCUUAAUGGAAGUUUUUCUUGUUUGGUGGAAAGUUCCAAUUUUAUUAACUGGAAGCGCGAGUUUGUGCAUUUUAUUCAGUUAUAUCUUCAAUUUCAUUUUUAUCUCAAAUUUCAGCUUUUUCAAUUUUUUUUUUUUUCUUUAAUUUCACCUUUACCCUCAAUCCUAUCUUCAAUCGUUUCUUCGAUCGUUUUAUUAAUUAUAAAUUUGUAUUAUUAAUUUAUCAGUCUAUCUAAAUAAAAGGAUUUGGCACAAUAAGUAUUAUUUACUUUUAUAAUUAUAAUUUCCUUUGUUGCUUUAUCGUUAUACUUUACGCUUGAAUUAAGGAGUGAGCAUAAUUUUACAGUACGUACACUAAAAUGAUUUUAG